This is a messenger RNA of Loxodonta africana (African savanna elephant), 25964 nucleotides long. RefSeq names its product B-TFIID TATA-box binding protein associated factor 1 (gene BTAF1). Lineage: Eukaryota; Metazoa; Chordata; Mammalia; Proboscidea; Elephantidae. Gene Ontology annotation, molecular function: DNA binding; TBP-class protein binding; ATP-dependent chromatin remodeler activity. The transcript is spliced from 38 exons. The coding region runs from base 290 to 5839 and encodes 1849 amino acids. The record is from RefSeq and is a predicted model, not a curated record.
CGCCUGCGUCAGCAAAGAGCGGAGCUGGGGGCACCCGGUUUGAAGUCGUGUGGGCCGGAGGACUGCCUCCGUCGCUGUCUCGGACCACAGUUCCCCGGCUCUGGCGGGGACGAGCGCGGGUAGGCGGCCGAGCAGAUGCCCGAAGGCCCGAGUUGGGACGCCCUCCGCCUCACCGGCCGCUCCCCUGUGCUCCGCGGCCUGGGCCUGCGCCGCUCUGCUCUCUGGAAACUAGCGCCUCAGCGGCGCGUCGCGUAUCUCGCGGGGAGCCCCGAACCGCCGGCGCCCGGACAUGGCGGUCUCCAGGCUUGAUCGUCUUUUUAUCUUGCUGGAUACUGGCACUACUCCAGUUACAAGAAAAGCUGCUGCACAGCAACUUGGAGAAGUGGUGAAGCUUCAUCCUCAUGAGCUAAAUAAUCUCUUAUCUAAAGUGUUGAUAUAUCUAAGGAGUACAAAUUGGGAUACCCGGAUUGCAGCAGGACAAGCUGUUGAAGCUAUAGUGAAAAAUGUACCUGAGUGGAAUCCUGUGCCGAGAAUCAAACAAGAACCUACUUCAGAAAGUUCUAUGGAAGAUUCAUCUACUGCAGAUCGAUUGAAUUUUGACAGAUUUGAUAUAUGUAGAUUGUUACAACAUGGGGCAUCGCUUUUGGGGUCUGCUGGCGCAGAAUUUGAAGUCCAAGAUGAAAAAUCAGGUGAAGUGGAUACUAAAGAAAGGAUAGCACGCCAACGGAAACUAUUACAGAAGAAACUUGGCCUUAAUAUGGGAGAAGCAAUUGGAAUGAGUACGGAAGAACUGUUCAACGAUGAAGAUUUGGAUUACACCCCAACUGCAGCAGCCCUUGUGAACAAACAACCUACUCUCCAGGCAGCUGAAUUGAUUGACUCAGAAUUUCGAGCAGGAAUGAGCAAUAGACAAAAGAACAAAGCUAAAAGAAUGGCCAAGUUAUUUGCAAAACAGAGAUCCAGGGAUACAGUGGAGACUAAUGAGAAGAGCAAUGAUAGCACUGACGGGGAGCCAGAAGAAAAGAGACGGAAAAUAGCAAAUGUUGUUAUUAAUCAGUCUGCAAAUGAUUCCAAAGUCUUGAUUGAUAAUAUUUCAGACAACUCUUCCUUAAUUGAGGAGACAAAUGAAUGGCCUUUGGAAAGCUUUUGUGAAGAACUUUGUAAUGACCUUUUUAAUCCUUCCUGGGAGGUUCGACAUGGUGCAGGCACUGGACUUAGGGAAAUCCUUAAAGCUCAUGGGAAAAGUGGUGGUAAAAUGGGAGACAGCACUUUAGAAGAGAUGAUUCAGCAGCAUCAAGAGUGGUUGGAAGAUUUGGUUAUUAGACUGCUUUGUGUUUUUGCAUUAGACAGAUUUGGAGACUUUGUUUCAGAUGAAGUUGUGGCUCCAGUUCGUGAAACUUGUGCUCAAACAUUAGGUGUGGUGUUGAAACACAUGAAUGAAACGGGAGUUCAUAAGACUGUCGAUGUGCUGCUUAAAUUACUUACACAAGAACAAUGGGAAGUUAGACAUGGUGGUCUGCUGGGAAUAAAAUAUGCUUUGGCAGUUCGUCAGGAUGUAAUUAAUACUUUAUUGCCUAAAGUUUUAACUAGAAUAAUAGAAGGACUCCAGGACCUUGAUGAUGAUGUCAGAGCUGUUGCGGCAGCAUCGUUAGUGCCUGUGGUAGAAAGUCUUGUCUAUCUUCAGACACAAAAGGUACCCUUCAUUAUAAAUACAUUAUGGGAUGCUCUUCUGGAACUAGAUGAUCUGACAGCUUCAACAAAUAGUAUUAUGACCCUUCUUUCAUCCUUGUUAACUUAUCCUCAGGUCCAACAAUGCAGUAUUCAGCAGUCACUCACAGUUUUAGUUCCACGUGUCUGGCCUUUUUUGCAUCACACUAUAUCAUCAGUUCGAAGAGCAGCAUUGGAAACUCUGUUUACGUUAUUAUCAACACAGGACCAGACCUCUUCGUGUUGGCUCAUACCCAUCCUGCCUGAUAUGCUGCGACACAUUUUUCAGUUUUGUGUUUUAGAAAGCAGCCAGGAAAUUCUGGACCUCAUUCACAAGGUUUGGAUGGAACUGUUGAGCAAGGCUUCAGUACAGUACAUUGUAGCAGCUGCUUGUCCAUGGAUGGGUGCUUGGCUUUGCUUAAUGAUGCAGCCUUCUCAUUUACCUAUUGAUUUAAAUAUGUUGCUAGAAGUAAAAGCUAGAACCAAGGAAAAAACCGGUGGUAAGGUGCGCCAAGGCCAAAGCCAGAGUAAAGAAGUACUUCAAGAGUAUAUUGCAGGUGCAGACACUGUCAUGGAAGACCCAGCCACCAGGGAUUUUGUGGUUAUGCGGGCCAGAAUGAUGGCAGCCAAGUUAUUAGGAGCACUUUGUUGCUGUAUUUGUGAUCCAGGUGUAAAUAUGGUAACCCAAGAAAUUAAACCAGCUGAAUCCCUUGGUCAGUUGCUACUGUUCCAUUUGAACUCCAAGUCUGCCUUACAGAGGAUUAGUGUUGCUUUGGUAAUCUGUGAAUGGGCUGCUUUACAAAAGGAGUGUAAAGCUGUUACCCUAGCUGUGCAGCCACGUUUACUUGAUAUCCUUUCAGAACAUUUAUAUUAUGAUGAAAUUGCCGUUCCAUUCACACGAAUGCAGAAUGAAUGUAAACAGCUUAUUUCAUCAUUAGCUGAUGCUCAUAUUGAAGUUGGUAAUAGAGUAAACCACAGUGUUUUUACAAUAGAUCAAGCUAAUGACCUGGUCACUACAGUUUUUAAUGAAGUCACAUCAUCUUUUGACUUAAAUCCUCAAGUGUUACAGCAGUUAGAUAGUAAACGACAGCAGGUCCAAAUGACUGUUACAGAGACCAACCAGGAGUGGCAGUUGUUGCAGCUGAGAGUGCAUACUUUUGCAGCAUGUGCAGUUGUGAGCUUGCAGCAGCUUCCGGAUAAAUUAAAUCCUGUCAUAAAACCAUUAAUGGAAACGAUUAAAAAAGAAGAAAAUACAUUAGUGCAAAACUAUGCAGCUCAGUGCAUAGCUAAACUACUUCAGCAGUGUACAACAAGGACACCCUGUCCCAAUUCAAAGAUUAUUAAAAACCUCUGUAGUUCACUUUGUGUGGACCCAUAUCUAACACCUUGUGUCACAUGUCCAGUACCAACACAAAGUGGCCAGGAGAAUUCUAAAGGCUCCAGCUCAGAAAAAGAUGGAAUGCACCAUACUGUCACCAAGCACAGAGGUAUAAUUACACUCUAUAGGCAUCAGAAAGCUGCUUUUGCUAUCACAAGUAGGCGAGGUCCUACCCCCAAAGCAGUCAAAGCUCAAAUAGCAGAUCUUCCUGCAGGAAGUAGUGGAAAUAUCCUUGUUGAACUUGAUGAGGCUCAGAAGCCUUAUCUAGUACAACGGAGAGGAGCUGAAUUUGCCCUGACAACUAUAGUGAAGCAUUUUGGUAAUGAAAUGGCAGUGAAGUUGCCACAUCUCUGGGAGGCUAUGAUUGGCCCAUUGAGGAAUACAAUUGACAUAAAUAAUUUUGAUGGAAAGUCCCUCCUGGAAAAGGGAGAUGGCCCUGCCCAAGAACUGGUGAAUUCUCUGCAGGUUUUCGAAACAGCAGCAACUUCAAUGGAUUCCGAGCUUCAUCCCUUGUUGGUACAGCAUUUGCCUCAUCUUUAUAUGUGCCUUCAGUAUCCCAGCACUGCAGUGAGGCACAUGGCUGCUCGUUGUGUGGGCGUCAUGAGCAAAAUAGCUACCAUGGAAACAAUGAAUAUCUUUUUGGAGAAAGUUCUUCCUUGGCUGGGAGCAAUUGAUGACAAUAUCAAACAAGAGGGUGCAAUAGAAGCACUUGCCUGUGUAAUGGAACAACUGGAUGUUGGUAUUGUUCCAUAUAUUGUCCUUUUAGUUGUGCCUGUAUUGGGAAGAAUGAGUGAUCAGACAGACAGUGUAAGAUUCAUGGCUACACAAUGCUUUGCAACACUAAUUAGACUCAUGCCGCUUGAGGCAGGCAUUCCAGACCCUCCAAACAUGUCAGAAGAAUUAAUCCAAUUGAAAGCCAAGGAACGUCACUUUUUGGAGCAAUUGUUAGAUGGGAAAAAAUUAGAAAAUUAUAAAAUUCCAGUACCAAUCAAUGCUGAACUCAGAAAAUAUCAGCAGGAUGGUGUGAACUGGUUAGCAUUUCUUAAUAAGUACAAACUUCAUGGAAUUCUGUGUGAUGACAUGGGUUUAGGGAAAACUUUACAGUCCAUUUGCAUCUUAGCAGGAGAUCAUUGUCACAGGGCCCAGGAAUAUGCAAGAUCAAAAUUGGCAGAAUGUAUGCCACUUCCUUCCUUGGUAGUUUGCCCACCAACAUUAACAGGUCAUUGGGUGGAUGAAGUAGGUAAAUUUUGCUCCAGAGAAUAUCUAAAUCCAUUGCACUAUACGGGACCUCCCACUGAAAGAAUAAGGUUACAGCAUCAAGUAAAAAGGCACAAUCUGAUUGUGGCUUCAUAUGAUGUUGUGAGGAAUGACAUAGAUUUCUUUAGAAAUAUUAAAUUUAACUACUGCAUUCUUGAUGAGGGCCAUGUCAUCAAAAAUGGGAAAACAAAAUUGUCAAAAGCAGUAAAACAGCUGACAGCUAAUUACAGGAUUAUUCUCUCUGGAACACCAAUCCAAAACAAUGUUUUGGAGCUGUGGUCAUUAUUUGAUUUCCUCAUGCCAGGAUUUUUGGGUACUGAACGCCAGUUUGCUGCUCGAUAUGGUAAACCUAUAUUAGCAAGUAGGGAUGCUCGAAGCUCCAGUCGAGAACAAGAAGCAGGUGUUCUUGCAAUGGAUGCACUUCACCGCCAAGUCCUGCCAUUUCUUUUGAGAAGAAUGAAAGAAGAUGUUUUGCAGGAUCUUCCACCCAAAAUUAUUCAAGACUAUUAUUGUACUCUCAGUCCUCUCCAGGUUCAGCUCUAUGAAGAUUUUGCUAAGUCUCGCGCCAAGUGCGAUGUCGAGGAAACAGUUUCUUCAGCUGCACUUUCUGAAGAAACUGAAAAACCAAAGCUUAAGGCUACAGGCCAUGUAUUCCAGGCAUUACAGUACUUACGUAAACUGUGCAACCAUCCAGCGUUAGUCUUAACACCUCAACAUCCAGAGUUCAAGAGCACUACUGAAAAACUGGCAGCUCAGAAUUCUUCUCUUCAUGAUAUUCAGCAUGCCCCUAAACUCUCAGCUUUGAAACAAUUGCUGUUGGACUGUGGCUUGGGAAAUGGCAGUACUUCAGAGGGUGGCACAGAGUCUGUUGUGGCCCAGCACAGGAUACUGAUCUUCUGUCAGCUUAAAAGCAUGCUUGAUAUAGUAGAACAUGAUCUCCUUAAACCUCACUUGCCCUCUGUCACUUAUUUGAGAUUAGAUGGCAGCAUACCUCCUGGUCAGCGGCAUUCCAUUGUUUCACGGUUUAACAACGAUCCAUCCAUAGACGUCCUCUUACUUACAACUCACGUUGGUGGCCUGGGGCUUAACUUAACAGGUGCUGACACAGUGGUAUUUGUGGAGCACGACUGGAAUCCCAUGCGAGAUCUACAAGCCAUGGACCGGGCCCAUCGUAUUGGACAGAAACGUGUGGUUAAUGUGUACCGAUUGAUAACCAGAGGAACGUUGGAAGAGAAAAUAAUGGGUUUGCAGAAAUUCAAGAUGAACAUAGCGAAUACCGUUAUUAGCCAAGAGAAUUCUAGUUUGCAGAGUAUGGGGACGGAUCAACUUCUUGAUCUGUUUACUCUCGAUAAGGAUGGUAAAGCAGAAAAAGCUGACGCCUCUGCUUCUGGAAAAGCAAGUAUGAAAUCAAUUCUCGAAAACCUGAGUGAUCUUUGGGAUCAAGAGCAAUAUGAUUCAGAGUACAGCCUGGAAAAUUUUAUGCAUUCUCUCAAGUAACUAUCAAAUAUUGUAAAUGCAAUUGCUGCUAGUUCAGUUACAUUUCUGCUGAUAUUCAGCAAAUUUCAAAGUUUAUGGCGAACUUUUAGCUCAAUGUGUAAAUAGAUCUGAAGAAUAUUCAGCAUACGCUGGCACUUGUUUCACUGGGGGGAACAAGUUAUUCUCAAAUAUUUGCACUGUAUUAAAUUGAAAUGUUAAUGUGAAAUGGUUUAAAUUUUACAUGCUGAAUAGCUGCAGAGCAGAGGAACCAAACCAGGUUUACAUGUGCUACCAGGAGGUGUUCUUACUGGGAACAAGCCUCCUAUCUUUACAUAGUGACUUUGUACAGGAUAAUAUCCAUGAGUACUUUAGUGUUCAUGUACAUUUUUUUAUUUUAAAUGGAACUUGUUUUUAUAACUGAUUAAAAAGAGGGCUUUUUUUUUGUAUAAAAGCCUUAAUGAGCCAUAAUUUUAAGAAAUUAUUGGUCAGUCUUGGAACAUGACAGAAUGUUAGACAAUGAAUUGAACCAAGUACGUGGUGAAAACCUUUAUAUAUUUAAUGCACAGUGUUUUUCAAAUCUUUACAUCAUUUUGUCAACUUUUAAAAUAUGAUAUCAGCUAUUCUAAAUACAGGUAAUGGUCUAUUUAAGGCUACCAUAACAUCCUAUUAAGAGGGUGUUUUUUUAAUUUAUCUAAAGGCUAGGAUAUAGCCAAAUUCAAAGAACGUAUGUAUUCAAUAGGUUUCAGUCUUAUAUAUAUAUAUAAUAUAUUUUUUGUAACUAUGAACAUAUGCAGUUUUCCAGAAGUAGAUUUUACACUGUUUAGAAUUCUAAAACCUAUGCUGAAGACUGUUUAUUGUAGUAAUGCAUGACUGAAGCAUAAAAGGGAAAAAUAAUUCCCUUAUACACAAACAUACAUAAAUACACAUAUGCACAGAUGUACCUAUCCCACAUCCAGAAAGGUGCCUAGUAUUGGCACUAAAAUCAUGUAGUUAUUCUGGGCAGCAAUAAUAAUUGGGCAUGAAGCUGAUUAACUAGUGUUAGAAAAGUGAGCUCAAUGGUGAGGGUGAGUAUAUGUAUGUAUAUAUUUUAUAAAUUUCACACUCAUAACACUCAUAAAUUAAUACAUUGCCUGUGUAAACACAUAGAUGGGCUAUAUUUGUGUGUGUGUGUGUAUGUAUGUGUUGUGUGUACGUGUGUGUAUAUAUAUAUGUGUAUAUAUAUAUAUAUAUACACACACACAUACAGAUUCAUUAAUAAACAUCCCCAAGGUUUGUGGCUGGCCAUAUACAUAGGCAUCAGUUUAAAAACCGUCAGACCUCAGCUGUAAAAUAUGUCGUUUAAAAUCAUUAAAGUUAUAUUGUUCUCCAGCAUUUAGAUGACACGGACAUUUGUCAUAUUUCAGUACUUUGACAACCAUACUGUAACAUUAAACCUAGCAUUCCAUAAAAGAAUAAAAUAUCAAAUUGAAACUGUAAAGUAUAUGCAACUGUGUGUUAUUUGUAGGAAAUGGUCACUAGAAAAAGCAAAAGAUUAGAAUUAGUUCUGAUACAAAGGUUCUGAGGUUUAUCACUUUUUUCUUACUAAUUAAAUGGUUAUUUCUUCACUGUUUAGGGUUUAUAUUCAAAUUAUAGAAAACCAAAUGGAAAUUCUUGACUUUGUGUAGAGUAGCCAUUGUAUACAGCAUUAGAUACCUGAGCCAGUGCACUUGUUUUUUUUUUUUUUUUCUGGGAUCCAUUGUACACAGCAUUAGAUACCUGAGCUAAGUUGAAUGUUUUUUUAUUAACCAUUUAUUAUUUUCACAAGCCAGUUAUUUAUAGUAUAGCUCACAGUAAUUGACAUUUCCUAAUCAUUAAUGUACUGUAGUUGUUUUCCCUUGAUCUUUAAUAUAAGACAGACUUUAGAUUGGGGGAGGGUGCUUGUCAGAUGUAAAAUUAUCGUUUUCUAAUGACCAAAGAGACACUGGUUGUCUUAUCUUCUGUGGCUGCCAAAACUUUGCGGUUUUUUUCUAGGAAAAUUCUCUACAUUUGGGAUAGUAAGUUGCCAUAAUCCCCAAUUCUUGUCAGUACUCCAUGUAGACCAGUUGGUAGGAGUACAGUAUCUACUGUAUGUAUGUGAAGUAGCUAUAAGAAUAUUUAAGGAACAAUAUGUCAUUAAAGAGAGAGAAGCGGGCAGAGAAUUCAUACUGUAAAAAGGCUAAGGUGCCCCCCCCGCCCCCCACCGAUUCGUAAGGUUAGAUAAAGAGCUGGAAGUCGGAUAUUUAGGAAGUAUAAAUUUUAAAAGAAUUUCAUCCGAAAAUGUAUGGGUGUGUUUAGUAAACUAUUUCUAGACAAACAAGAAAACAGUAAUAGUGGUUCCUCAUAGAGGAAAACAGGGCUCAGGAUGAGAGGACAACUUAGUGUGACUAUAAUUAAAAAAUAACCUUGUGAACUUUGAAAAAUUAAAUCAUAUUCUAAAUUUCCAAAUAAAGAAAAACAUGUACACAGGUAAGAAGUAUACUCAGUUAAGUGACUCAUUUAAGGUCAUAGCAGUACAGUUUAAAAAUAAUGGAUACAUGGGGAAAAUUGAACUGAGUGAUGAAUGAUAUUAAAGAUAUGUUUAAAAAUGUGACUGCAUCCACAAAAUAAAGACGUUUGACUGGAGAAUGAACAAGUAUAAUAGAAUGUUGAUAAAUAUUUUCAGCUGGUUAAUGGUUAUAGUGAUUCAUUGUAUAUGCUCUCCCUUUAAAAAAAAUUUAUUAUAGAAAACUUUAAAUAAUUUAAAAAUAAUUGCAGAAUUACAGAUUGAGAUUAUAUCAGAGCCUAUUAUUGCUUCCCUACAGGAAAUUAAGUUUUUAGCACUAAAGAAAUAUUAAAAUUUGGGUUUCUCAUAGUCUCCAUGAGUCAGAAUCAAUGGCAACAGGUUUGGUGUAUGUGUGUGUGUGUGUGUGUGUAUGUAUAUAUAUCUCCGCAUACACUUCUCAAAAAAAUGUCUUUCAACAAGAACUUGUUAUAUCUGGUAAUAUAGUUGAAACUCUUUGAUGUUGAGACUAGUUGAACUGGUAUACCUUCUGAAUGGCUUAUAUGAACUUACUCCAAAGUGAAUUCUCCAGUGAAGCUGUGGAGAAUGUAACCACUUCAAGGCAAAAGUGGGGGAACUAUAAGAGCAUAUAGAAAUCAUAGAAAAGUAACAAGCAUUCCAUCAUGUAUUUGUCUGCUCCAAAUAUUUAAUUCCAAUGCAGUCUUCCACCUCCUGGUUAAAUACAGACCAUCUCAAUUUCCCAGAAGAUAUGCUGGCAUUUGUGGACUCUAAAGUUAAAUUGAUUGUAGGAACAUCUGUUACCAAGUGCCAGAGUACUCAAUGUGAAUCAAUAAAAUAAAAACUUGAGUUAUGGCAGUUACUAGAAGAUGUCUGCCAUUCACACAUGCAGUGUCAGCCUCCAUCUCUAAGAAGAUAAAAAUGGCUUCCUGCCACAAGAAAGAGUCCCUAAGAUAAAUUCACUUAGACCAAUGAGAGUUCUGCUGAGGAAUAUAGGAGUUGAUCCUAAUGUGCAUGUAGGGACAGAGAGACAUGGCUUCAGGCCUACAGGAGAAGAUGAACUACAACUUAGUCCUAUCUAUAAAGCCCCAAAGAGGUCAGGUACAACAAAAAGACAAUCCAAUUUAAAAAUGGGCAAAGGACACUUCACCAAAGAGGACAUUCAAGCGGCAACAAUCAUUAGCCAUUAGAGUGAGGCAAAUCGAAACUACAAUCAGAUACACACUCACCUCUGCAAAAAUGGCACUGAUAAACAGAAAACAACAAAUGCUGGCGAGGAUGUGUGGAGAUUGGAACCCUUAUCCACUGCUGAUGGGAUUGUAAAAUAGUAUAACCACUAUGGAAAAUGGUGUGGCACUUCCUCAAAAAGCUAGAAAUACCCAGCAAUCCCAUCCCUAGGUGUAUACCCCUGACAUCUAAUAAGAGACAUGAACAGACAGAUGCACACCUAUGUUCAUUGCAGCAGUACUCACAAUAGCAAAAAAAUGGAAACAACCUAAGUGCCCAUCAACAGAUGAAUGGAUAAAGAAACGUACAUACAUGCAUGCAACGUAUGCAACAAUAACGAUGAGUCCUCAAAACAAUGUGGAUGAAUCUGGAGAACAUUAUGCUGAGUGAAAUAAGUCAAUCACAAAAGGAUAAAUGUCUGACUGCACUUUUAUAAGAACACAAGACUAGAUACAUAUACAGAGACCAGUGCUCAAUUGGUGGUUACCAAGGAUGGAGGAAUGGUGAUGGGAGAGGGGGAAGCACUUCAAGAUAAUAGACAUUUGUUAUUUUUGGUGAUGGGAAGGGAAGCAUCGAGUGUGGGUGAAGUGCACACAGCUUGACCAAAGUAAAUGAUGUCACUAAGAAGUGCACAAGAGAAAAGGACAUUUUUGGUAAACGAUAUGACAUAAUUCUGCAAUAACAUCAACAACCAAAAACUAUGAAUAUGUGGGUACGUGUGUGUGUGUGAAUAUGUGAGUAUAUAUGCAUGCACAGAUAGAUGUAUCUAUAGGCAUAUAUACAUACAGGUAUGUGUGUGCUUGCAUAUAUGUCCAUAUAUAAUAAACCACAUAGUGGACAUGGUUAUAGAUACUUCUUAGACAUAAGCAAACACCUCGGAAGAUUGGUUUUCUGGGUUUGAAGGCUUAGGACCAUAGUUUUGUGAGGACAAAAAUCCUCAGUUAAUUGGCAUAAUACAGUUGAUAAAGUACAUGUUUUAUAUCCCAGUGUGGUGAGUAGUGUCUGGGGUCUUAAAAGAUUGAGAGCAGCCACCUAAACUAUACCUGUCAGUCUACCUAUGCAGAACAAAAGAGAAAGAAGGAAACCAAAGGCUCAGUGAAGAAAAUAGCCUACAGGACCAAUAGUCGACUCAAACCAUGGCCUCGUCUACCCUGAGACAAAAGAUUUAGAUGGUGCCCAGCUACCACUACUGACCAUUCUGAUCAGGGCCACAAUAGAUGAUUCCUGAUAGAAUGGGAGAACGAUGUGGCACAGAACUCAAAUUCUUAAAAAGUCCAGAGUUAUUGGACCAGUUAAGACUAGAGGACUCCCAAGAUUAUCAUCCUGAGGUACUUUUUACCUAAAUAACAGACUGGUUCGUAAAGAAUAUCACCUGUGAGUAAUGGGCUCCUUUAAAAAAUCUGUUUGAGACCAAAUAGUCAAAAAUUAAAGCAAAGAAGAGAAGGUAAGGGGGCAGGGAAACUAGAGCGCUAGAAAUGGUACAAACAGAGUGGAAUAAAUGAGAAUGAUGACACAUUGUGAAAAAUGUAACCAGUAUCAAAUAUUACUAAGAAAAAAAUGUAAAAAAAAAAAAAAGCUUAUGUAUUCUAAAGGAACUAGAAAAACUGCCCAUGGACCCAGAAAACCAUCUAUAAGAAAUUAGAAUUCCAGGCCUGCACCCCAGAUUAGUUUACAAUCUGGGUUUAUACUAAGUGUAUACUCUCGAAAUGUGUACUAUAGGAACCACAAAUUAAAAAAUAAUCAACUCUGAGAUUACAACAGAAGGAAAUAACAAAACUGCCCUAUAGGCACAGUUUCAGACAGAGUCUCAUAGGGAUUACCAGAGAGGGAAAAAUCCACCGUAAAAACUAAGCUCAUAAAACAAAGCAACAAAACAACCUGUAAGAGGAAAUGAGCCACCAAGAAGAGUAAACGGAUGCAAAGAGGAGAAUAAGCUAUCUCAAAACUACUAAAAAUUUGAGAGGUCAUAAAAUAAGUUACGUUUAAAAUAAUUGGAUAUAAAAAUAGGAAAAAAAAGGCUAUAAAGUUAGGUAAAUUUGUAAAAUAGUUCUCGGAAUUAAAAACUUGAUGGUUAUCACUUCAGAUUAGACAAAUUUUGUGAACGCUAAGCUGGAUCUUACAAAAUCACCCACAAUGGGAUACAGAACGAUGAAUUGACAGAAAAUAUGAAAGAGCAGGUGAAAAUCAUGGAAAAUAGAAAAUCUAAUAUAUACUUAAUAGGAGGUUCAGAAGGAAAAAGGAGGUCAUGGGAGAAAAGACAAGUUACUUUUGACUGUUUUUUACAUACCUCUGUAUCCAAUUCAUCAACAAGUUCUACCUCUCUAGCUCCAAAACAUUCCAAAUCUGUCCACCUCUCUCCAUCUCAACUAUAAUUCCCACCACAUCAUGACUUUCCUAGACUACUGUCUUCUAAUUGGUUUUCCUGUUUCCAAAUUCUCCGGUAGCUUCCUAUCACACACUGAUCAAAUCUGAACUCCUCACCAUGGUCUACAAAUCCUACAAGUUCUGGUCUCUCUUUAUUUCUCUGACUUUGUCUCUUGUCAUAUUCAAGCAUACUUACCCAGUCAAGUCAGUCUGCUGUCCUUGAUAUACAUCAACAUAAAGCCAAAUUUGACUGUGUGGAUCAUAACAAACUAUGGAUAACACUGCGAAGAGUGGGAAUUCCAGAACAAUUGUGCUCAUGAGCAACCUUUACAUAGAUCAAGAGGCAGUUGUUCAGACAGAACAAGGGGAUACUGAUUGGUUUAAAGUCAGGAAAGGUGUGUGUCAGGGUUGUAUUCUUUCACCAUACCUAUUUAAUCUGUAUGCUGAACAAGUAAUCCGAGAAGCUGGACUAUAUGAAGAAGAACAGGGCAUCAGGAUUGGAAGAAGACUCAUUAACAACCUGUGUUAUGCAGAUGACACAACCUUGCUUGCUGAAAGUGAAGCGGACUUGAAGCACUAAUGAAGAUCAAAGACCACAGCCUUCAGUAUGGAUUACACCUCAACAUAAAGAAAACAAAAAUCCUCACAACUGGACCAAUGAGCAACAUCACGAUAAACGGAGAAAAGAUCGAAGUUGUCAAGGAUUUCAUUUUACCUGGACCCACAAUCAACAGCCAUGGAAGCAGCAGUCAAGAAAUCAAAAGACGCAUUGCAUUGGGCAAAUCUGCUGCAAAGGACCUCUUCAAAGUGUUGAAGAGCAAAGAUGUCGCCCUGAAGACUAAGGUGCGCCCGACCCAGGCCAUGGUAUUUUCAAUCACAUCUUAUGCAUGUGAAAGCUGCACAAUGAAUAAGGAAGACCAAAGAAGAGCUGACACCUUUGAAUUGUGGUGUUGAUGAAGAAUAUUGAAUAUACCGUGGACCGCCAAAAGAACGAACAAAUCUGUCUUGGAAGAAGUGUGGUCAGAAUGCUCCUUAGAGACAAGGAUGGCGAGACUGCGUCUUACAUACUUUGGACAUGUUGUCAGGAGGGAUCAGUCCCUGGAGAAGGACAUCAUGCUUGGCAGUGUACAGGGUCAGUGGAAAAGAGGAAGACCCUCAACAAGGUGGAUUGACACAGAGCUGGCAACAAUGGGCUCAAGCAUAACAACAAUUGUAAGGAUGGUGCAAGACUCGGCGGUGUUUCAUUCUGUUGUGCAUGGGGUCGCUAUGAGUCAGAACCAACUCGACCGCACCUAACAACAACAACAACAAAGCCAAAUUUGUUUCCAUCUUGGUUUUGGUUCUUGUACAGCUGAGUGAAUGGUGUCACGGGGAGAGAUGUGGAAUAUUGAACAAGGAACAAAUUUCGGGGGUUGGAAGGUAGGAAAUCAAGAAUUCUCUUUUGGUUAUGCUAAAUUUGAGGUGUUGAGUAGGCAGGUGAUAUAAGAGUCUGAAGCUCUAGAGAAAGGGUCAAGAUGGAAAUUAUAAAUUUGGAAGACAGUCUUUUAAGCUGUGGGACCUAAUGAAAUCUCCUGGGGUGUAUUUCUAUUAUGGAAUACUAUACAACAUUGAAACAAAUCAAUGAGUAAGUUAAUCAAAAAUGGAUGAAUCUCUCAAACAAUAGUGAAAAAAGGAUAAAACAUACGGUUUGAGUCCAUUUAGAUAAAGAUCACGAGUAGACAAAAAACAUUGUCUAGGGAUAUACAAACACCAUCAUAAAAGCAAGGGAACAAUUAAUACAUUUCAGAAGCAUGGUUAGCAAGAUGCCAGAGAACGGUGAACUGAGAUGAGCACACCAAGAGGUUUCAGAUCAAAGCAGUGGUCUAUCUCUUAUGCUUCUUACGCUGGUAGGGGUGGAUAUGUGGGUGUUAUUUAUUUUUUAAUUUUUAUGUGUAUGUUAUAUACUUUGAUGCAUAUUUCAAAUUAAAAAAAUAAAAAUUUAAGUGACAAAUAUUUACUGAGCAACUCCUACUAAAUACAAUGAGAGAAGCUCAAAGUCCUAUGAGAGAGUACGAUAUCAAAGUCAACAACUGGUAUAGUUACAUUAAUUUCAGAAAAAAUAGCUUUCAAGACAAAAGGUAUUACUAAAUGAUAGUAUGUCAUAAUAAGAGAUUCAGUUAGAAAGAUAACUCUAAAUUGAUGUACACUUCAAAAUACGUAAAGCAAAAAUGGACAAAAUUAUAAGGAGCUAUAAACAAGCCCACUAAUCAUAGUGGGAGAUUUUAACACACCUCUCGGUAGAACAAGCAGACCAGAAGAAAAAUGUAAUAGGAUGUAGAAGAUUUUAAUAGUACAAUUAAAAAAUUUGACCUAAUUAACAUAUAUAUAACAUUCUACCCAACUAUAGAAUAUAUUCCUUUGGAGGUUCAUAUGGAACUUUUACCAAUACUGGCUAUAUGCUGAGCAAUAAUGCACAUCCAAACAGAUUUCCAGAAAUUAAAAUCACUUCCAGCCAACAUGGUGCCAAAGAAGCACCAUGCUGUCCUCCACAGCAAAGACCUGAAAAACUAAGUAAAACAGACAAACAAUCCUGGAACCUGAAGUAUCAAAGAGCUAAGCCAAGCACCGAAUGGAAUAAGAAACUGACAGAAUAGAGAGCGAGGAGAGAUAACACACAGAGGUCCCCUAUCAGCUAAUGCAGCAUGAAUUGGCCAUCUUCGACUCCUGUCAGAGAUGGCGGACAGGGAGCAUGGGAAAGCAGCUUCACGGAGCUCCCAGCAGGAGACAGAGCACCUGGUAAUCAGCAAUACAUGCUUUCCCACCUCCCCCAUCCUCUUCCCCACUGGUCUAUGUCUACACUUCCUGGCUGGCAGUGGUGGCUCGGCCAGCCAGGAAGUGCAGCAUCCGUGCUGCUUAGAUUUGUCCUGCCCACAUUGGAGAUCAGCAGAGGGAGUACGGGAGAGCAGCUUCAUGAAGUCCCCAGCAGGAGACAGAUCACCCAGUAAUCAGUGAUACAUGCUUUCCUAACCUCCACCCUUCUUCCCGACCUCUUCUGCUGACCUCUUCUGCUUCCCACCAGCCGCAGUUCUUGACUGAGAGGCAACUGCUUCAGCCCCGGGCCAUUUGGAUUCACCCCGCCAACACUGGCCGGCUCCCUGAGUGCCAUUUCUCUGUUGCCAAUGUUUUUAUUCCAUUUCUUUUGGUUUCUUAUGUGCCUCCCACUAGCUUCCCCUCCUUUCUCUCAAACACCUGGCUCCACGUGCUAUCUUUGCUUCCUCUUGAAAGGCUGUGAAGUUCUGCUUUACUGAGUAACCACUCCCCUGACCUCGCUGGUGGGAUCCCUGUGGGGUUUUUUGUUUGUUUUCUUUUUACGGCUUGGGAGCCGCUUCUAGUUGGGCUGAAUUGCACGGCUUAGAAGCCACUCCCUAGUCUGCAAAGCCACGUUGGUGGGAUCCCUGGGGACAUUUUUCUUUUUCUCUUUUUUCCUUCAUUUCUCGGUUUUCAUCUCUCUGUAUUUAGCUUCUUUUCCUGUCUCCUGAAUACCUCGUGCUGUGUGACAUCUGUACCCCCUCCAGCCAGGCUGUACUGCAGCCUGGGAGCCCCUUCCCCAGUUUUUGCAGCCACAUCGGUGGGACUCCUGGGGACUUUUUUUUCCAAAUUUUUAUCUAGUUCUUUUCUUUUUCCCCUAUUCUUUCUUUUCCUUUUUUUCCUCUGUUUCUCGGUUCUCAUCUCUCCACUCCAAUGGCAAGCUCCCUUAGCACACUUUUUGUUUGUUUUUGGCUCCUGUUUCUCUCUCCUCUUUCCCAUACCCAUAUUAGCUCCACACAUCGCAACCUCCCCCUUCCUUCCUGCCUACCUGCACCAUGUGCUGAACAUCACACCCCAAGCAACACAGGCACAGCCUACUGAAACCUGCCCAGCACUGAUUCCCUGCCUCUCCUGUCAGCCCUAGUACAUGCCACAAACAACCCAUCCCAGCCCCUCCCCUUCAGGUGGACCUGCUCUGCUGCACCAUAGCUGAGCAACUGGCCCUGCCCAUUGAACAAAGAGGUAAAAAGUAUCGUGACUACAGAUGAGCAAACAGCAAAGAACACACAGCCCGCCUGCUCAGACAUAACCAAAUAAAACAAUAAAGCAGGACAAAACAAACAGAUCUACAAUCAAUAAACGAAGAAGAUAACUGCUGGUUGUCCUGAAGACAGCAGACAAUAUAAAGACUUAUAUAUAAAAAAAAAAAAAGCAAAAACCAGGAGAGGAUGGUUCCAGUAAGCGUCCAAAAGAAAACACAAGAUGACUUUACAGUAGAAGAAAAGGCACUAGAACUACCUGGCAGGGAAUUCAGAUCUAAAAUAUUCAGAGCUAUCUAACAGUUGAAGUAAAAAAAAAAAAAAGCAGGCAAAAAUGAGGGAAAAAUAGACAAAUUCAUGGAAAAGGCAGAAAAACUCAUGGAAAAUACAGACAAAAAAUGGAAGAAUUCUGGAAAAUAAUACAGGUGCAAUAUACCAAAAUAAAUUCACAACUAGAAAUACAAAAACAACAAUUAGAAAUCCAAAAGAUAAACAAGAUUUCAGAAAUGGACCGUGUCAUAGAAGGGCUGAGGAGCAGGUUUGAAAUGAUGGAAGACAGGAUCAGAGAAAUUGAAGACAAACACUUGGCUACAACUCCGUCUGAGGAAAAAUCAGAAAGACAGAAGAAAAAUGAAGAGACCCUGAGAAUUAUGUGGGAUACAAUCAAAAGCAAAAAUUUGCAAGUGAUCAGAGUUCCAGAACGGGGAGAAAACAGAAAACACAGAGAAGAUCAUAGAAGAAUUGCUGACAGAAAACUUCCCUAAUAUCAUGAAAGAUGGAAAGCUGACCAUCCAAGAAGCUCAGCAAACCCCAUAUAGGAUAGACCCCAAAAGAAAAUCACCAAGGCAUAUCAUAAUCACACUCGCUAAAACUGAAGACAAAAAAUCCUGAGAGCAGCUCAAAAACAAAAAGUCACACAGAGAGGAGAAACAAUAAGACUAAGCUCUGAUUAUUUGGCAGAAACCAUGCAGGCAAGAAGGCAAUGGGGUGACAUAUAUAAAACCUUGAAAGAAAAAAAUUGCCAACCAAGAAAAAUAUAUCCUGCAAAACUCUUGUUCACAUAUGAUGGUGAAAUUAGGACAUUUCCAGAUAAACACAAAUUAAGGGAAUAUGUAAAAACCAAACCAAACUUACAAGUAUUAUUAAAGGAGUCCACAGUCUGAAUCUAGGAUGCAAGAUUGUACCAGCCAGAUAACAGCCUAGGAAAUGAACCCUCAAGGACUAUCCAAAACCAAAAGAAUUACAACAGGGAAUCAGAGAGGUUAAUCUGUAAAUGACAACAACAUCAGAACAAUAAGAGAGGGAAUAAACAGUGUAGAUAUGUUGUCAUUGUUGUUAUGUGCCAUCAAGUCAGUUCUGACUCACAGCAACCCUAUGCACAACAGAACAAAACAUUGCCUGGUCCAGAGCCAUCUUUACAGCUAUCGUUAUGCUUGAGCGCAUUGUUACAGCCACUGUGUCAAUCCACCUUGUCGAGGGUCUUCCUCUUUUCCACUGACCCUGUACUCUGCUAAGCAUGAUGUCCUUCUCCAGGGACUGAUUCCUCCUGACAACAUGUCCAAAGUAUAUAAGACACAGUCUUGCCAUCCUUGCUUCUAAGGAGCAUUCUGGUUGUACUUCUUCCAGGACAGAUUUGUUUGUUCUUUUGGCAGUCCAUGGUAUAUUAAAUAUUCUUCGCCAACACCACAAUUCAAAGGUGUCAAUUUUUCUUCGGUCUUCCUUAUUCGUUGUGCAGCUUUCACAUGCAUAUGAUGUGAUUGAAAAUACCAUGGCUUGGGUUAGGCGCACCUUAGUCUUCAUGGUGACAUCCUUGCUUUUCAACACUUUAAAGAGGUCCUUUGCAGCAGAUUUGCCCAAUGCAAUGCGUCUUUUGAUUUCUUGACUGCCGCUUCUGUAGGUGUUGAUUGUGGAUCCAAAUAAAAUGAAAUCCUUGACAACUUCAAUCUUUUCUCCGUUUAUGGCGAUCAUGUUAAUUGGUCCAAUUGUGAGGAUUUUUGUUUUAUGUUGAGGUGCAAUCCAUACUGAAGGCUGUGGUGUCUUUGAUCUUCAUCAGUAAGUGCUUCAAGUCCUCUUCACUUUCAGCAAGCAAGGUUGUGUCAUUUGCAUAACACAGGUUGUUAAUGAGACUUCCUCCAAUUCUGAUGCCCCAUUCUUCAUAUAGCCCAACUUUUUGGAUUAUUUCCUCAGCAUACAGAUUAAAUAGGUAUGGUGAAAGGAUACAACCCUGACACACACCUUUCCGGGCAUUAAACCAGUCAGUAUCCCCUCGUUCUGUCCAAACAACUGCCUCUCGACCUAGGUAAAGGUUCCUCAUGAGCAAAUUAAGUGUGGAAUUCCCAGUCUUCUCAAUGUCAUCCAUAAUUUAUUAUGAUCCACACAGUCGAAUGCCUUUGCAUAGUCAAUAAAACACAGGUAAACAUCCUUCUGGUAUUCUCUGCUUUCAGCCAGGAUCCAUCUGACAUCAGCAAUGAUAUCCCUGGUUCCAUGUCCUCUUCCAAAUCUGGCCUGAAUUUUUGGCAGUUCCCUGUCGAUAUACUGCUGCAGCUGCUUUUGAAUGAUCUUCAGCAAAAUUUUGCUUAUGUGUGAUAUUAAUAAUAUUGUUCUAUAAUUUCCAUAUCCAGUUGGAUCACGUUUCUUGGGAAUAGACAUAAAUAUGGAUCUCUUCCAGUUGGGCAGGAAGCUGCCUUCCAUAUUUCUUGGCAUAGAAAAGUGAGCACUCCAGUGCUGCACUGGUUUGUUGAAACAUCUCAAUUGAUAUUCUGUCAAUUCCUGGAGCCUUGUUUUUCGCCAAUGCCCUCAUUGCAGCUUGGUCUUCUUCCUUCAGUACCAUCGGUUCCUGAUCAUAUGCUACCUCAUGGUUGAAAUGGUUGAACGUCAACUAAAUCUUUUUGGUAUAAUGACUCUGUGUAUUCCUUCCAUCUUCUUUUGAUGCGUCCUACAUCAUUUAAUAUUUUCUCUAUGGAAUUCUUCACUAUUGCAACUCGAGGCUUGAAUUGUUUCUUCAAUUCUUUCAGCUUGAGAAACGCCAAGCGUAUUCUUCCCUUUUGUUUUUUCUAUCUCCAGCUCUUUGCACAUGUCAUUAUAAUACUUGAUUUUGUCUUCUCAAGCUGCCCUUUGAAAUCUUCUGUUCAGUUCUUUUAUUUUGUCAUUUCUUCCUUUUGCUUUAGCUGCUCAGUGUUCUAUAGUAAGUUUCAGAGUCUCCUCUGACAUCCUUCCUUCUUGGUCUUUUCUUUCCUAUCUUUUCAAUGACCUCUUGCUUUCUUCAUGUAUGAUAUACUUGAUGUCAGUCCACAACUCAUCUGGUUUUUGGUCAUUAGUGUUCAGCGAGUCAAAUCUGUUCUUGAGGUGAUCUCUAAAUCCAGGUGGGAUAUACUCAAGGUUGUAUUUUGGCUCUCGUGGAAUUGCUCUGAUUUUCUUCAGUUUCAGCUUGAACUUACAUGUGAGCAACUGAUGGUCUGUUCUACAGCUGGCCUUGUUCUGACUGAUAAUGUUGAGCUUUUCCAUCUUCUCUUUCCACAGAUGUAGUUGAUUUGAUUCCAGUAUGUUCCAUCAGGCGAGGUCCAUGUGUAGAGUCGCCGUUUAUGUUGGUGAAAAAAGGUAUUUGCAAUGAAGAAGUCGUUGGUCUUGCAAAAUUCUGUCAUUCGAUCUCCAACAUUGUUUCUGUUACCAAGGCCAUAUUUUCCAACUACCGAUCCUUCUUCCUUGUUUCCAACUUACACGUUCCAAUCACCAGUAAUUAUCAGUGCAUCCUGACUGCAUGUUUGAUCAAUUUUAGACUGCAGAAGCUAAUAAAAAUCUUCGAUUUCUUCAUCUUUGGCCUUAGUGGUUGGUGCAUAAAUUUGAAUACUAGCCACAUCAACUGGUCUUCCUUGUAGGUGUAUGGAUAUUAACCUAUCACUGACAGUGCUGUACUUCAGCAUAGAUCUUGAAAUGUUCUUUUUGAUGACAGAUGCAACACCAUUCCUCUUCAAGCUGUCAUUCCCGGCUAUAUGCUUGUCCAAUUCAAAAUGGCCAAUAUGUCCAUUUUAGCUCACUGAUGCCUAGGAUAUCGAUAUUUAUAUGUUCAAUUUCAUUUUUGAUGAUUUCCAAUUUUCCUAGAUUCAUACCUCGUACAUUCCAGGUUCUGAUUAUUAAUGGAUGUUUGCAGCUGUUUCUUCUCAUUUUGAGUCAUACCACAUCAGCAAAUGAAGGUCUGGAAAGCUUUACUCCAUGCACAUCAUUAAGGUUGACUCUACUUUGAGGAGGCAGCUCUUCCCCAGUCGUCUUUUGAAUGCCUUCCAACCUGGGGGCGUUCAUCUUCCAGCACUAUAUCAGGCAGUGUUUAGCUGCUAUUCAUAAGGUUUUCCUGGUUAAUUCUUUUCAGAAGUAGAUGGCUGGGUCCUUCUUCCUAGUCUGUCUUAGUCUAGAAGCUCAGCUGAAACCUGUCCUCCAUGGGUGACCCUGCUGAUAUCUCAAUACCAGUGGCACAGCUUCCAGCAUCACAGCAACACGCAAGCCCCCACAGCACGGCAACCUGACAGACACCUGAAGGGGUGUACGUAUAGAACUUUCUAAUGGAGAGGAAAGCAAGGCAAUACCAAGUAAUAAUAGGCUGGUAUGAACCUAGGAAGAUAAGGGUAAAUUUCAAGAUAACCACAAAGAAAGUUAAACCUUCUCAUCAAAUGAGAGAAGAAAAACAUAAAGUCUCAAUCAAAACAAAAUCUACAAAACAAUAGAAAUCCACAAACAAAAGGAAUUAAGCACAGGAGAGUAAGAGGAACAAAGAAAGUCUCAGCACCAUGAAAAAAGUACUACAAAAUGACAGCAAUAAUCUCACACCUCUCAAUAAUUAAACUGAAUGUAAAUGGCCUAAAUACACCCAUAAAGAGAGAGUGACAGAUGGAUAAAAAGGCCUAAAUGCACCCAUGAACUAAAAAACCAGAUCUAUCAAUAUGUUGUCUACCAGAGACACACCUUAGAAACAAAGAUGUACAUUUAUUAAAAUUCAAAGGAUGGGGUGGGGGGGGGGAAUUAGGCAAAUAACCAGCAAAAAAUAGUAGGAGUGGCAAUACUAAUCUCAGAUAAAAUAGACUUUAAAACAAAAUCCACCAUAAAAGACAAAGAAGGGCACUAUAUUAUGAUUAAAGGGACAAUCCACCAUGUAGAUAUAACCAUAAUAAACAUCUGUGCACCCAAUGACAGGGCUCCAAAAUACAUAAACUCUUAACAGCACUGAAAAGAGAAGUUGCCAGCCCCACAAUAAUAGUAGGAGACUUCAACACAUCACUCUCAGUAAAGGACAGAAAAUCUAGAAAAAAACUCAACAAAGAUACAGAAGAGCUAAAGGGCACAAUCAACCAACUUGACCUCAUAGACAUAUAUAGAAUACUACUCCACCCAACGGUGGCAAAGUACACAUUAUUUUCCAACACAUCUGGAAUGUUUUCCAGAGUAGACUACAUCUGAGGCCACAGAGCAACCCUCGACAAAAUCCAAAACAUUGAGAUAAUACAAACGUAUCUUCUCUGACCACAAAGCCAUCAAGGUAGAAAUUAACAACAGGAAAAGAAGGGGAAAAAAAACCAAUUACAUGGAAACUGAAUAAUACCCUGCUUAAAAACUACUGGGUAAUAGAAGAAAUCAGAGGUGGAAUAAAAAAUUCCUAGAACCAAAUGAGAAUGAAAACACAUCAUGCCGAAACCUUUGGCACACAGCAUAGGCAGUCCUCAGAGGUCAAUUUAUAGGAAUAGAUGCACACAUCAACUUGAACAAAUAGAAGCUACACAACUUGAACAAAUAGAAGGACAACAGCAAAAGAAGCCCACAGUGACCAGAAGACAGGAAAUAAUGAAGAUCAGAGCAGAAAUAAAUGAAAUAGAGAAUAGAAAAACAAUAGAAAGACUCAACAAAACCAAAAGUUGAUUCUUUGAAAGGAUCAACAAAAUUGACAAACCACAGGCCAAAGUGACAAAAGAGAAACACGAGAGGAUGCAAAUAACCCAAGUAAGAAAUGAAAUGGGGGACAUUACAACAGACCCAACUGAAAUAAAAAAGGGUCAUAACAGUGUUAUGAAAAACUAUACUCCAACAAUUUUGAAACCUAGAAGAAAUGGACACAUUUCUAGAAACACAAUACCUACCCAAAGUAACACAAAAUGAUGUUGAAAAUCUGAACAGACCCGUAACAAGAGAAGAGAUUGAAAAGGUAAUUUAAAAAAAAAAAAAACCUCCCAACAAAAAAAGCCCUGGCCCAGAGGGCUUCACUAGAGAAUUCUAUCAAACAUUCAGAGAAGAGCUUAUGCCAGUACUACUCAAACUAUUUCAGAACAUAGAAAAAGACACAAUACUUCCGAAUUCAUUCUGUGAAGCCAGCAUAUCCCUGAUACCGAAACCAGGCAAAGACACCACAAAAAAAAAUUACAGACCAAUAUUCCUCAUGCAUAUAGAUGCAAAAAUUCCCAACAAAAUUCUACUCAAUAGAAUUCAGCAUCAUAUCAAAAAAAUAAUACACCACCACCAAGUAGGAUUCAUACCUGGUAUGCAAGGAUGGUUCAGCAUUACAAAAUCAAUCCACCACAUAAAGAAAAGGAAAGAAUCACAUGAUCAUCUGAAUCGAUGCAGGAAAAGCAUUCGACAAAGUCCAACACCCAUUCCUGAUAAAAACGCUGAAUAAAAUAGGUAUAGAAGGGAAUUUCUCAACAUAAUAAAGGGCAUCUAUGCAAAACCAAUAGCCAACAUCAUUCUUAACAGAGAGAGGCUGAAACCAUUCCCCUUGAGAACAGGAACAGGACAAGGAUGCCCUUUAUCACCACUCCCAUUUAACAUUGUGCUGGAAGUCCUACCUAGAGAAAUAAGGCAAGAAAAAGAAAUAAAGGGCAUCUAAAUUGGUUUUGAAGUAAACUGUCCCUAUUUGCAGAUGAUAUGAUACUAUAUAUAGAAAACCCAAAAGACUCCAUGAGAAAACUACUAGAACUAAUAGAUUCAGCAGAGCAGCAGGAUACAAAAUCAACAUACAAUAAUCAGUUGGAUUCCUAUACACCAAUAAAGAGAAUGAUGAAAAGGAAAUCAGGAAAACAAUACCAUUUAUAAUAGCCCCUAAAAAAAUAAAAUACUUAGGAAUAAAUCUAACCAGGGGUGUAAAGGACCUAUACAAAGAAAACUACAAAACACUACUGUAAGAAACUAGACGAGAUCCACAUAAAUGGAAAAACAUACCAUCCUCGUGGAUAGGUAGACUAAACAUUGUGAAAAUGACAGUUCUACCCAAAGUGAUUUACAAAUACAAUGUAAUCCCGAUCCAAAUACCAACAUUCUUUAGAGAGAUGGAAAAACUUCCCAUUAACUUUAUAUGGAAAGGGAAGAAGCCCUGGAUAAGUAAAGCACUACUGAAGGAGAAGAAUGAAGUAGGAGGACUUGCACUACCUGACCUCAGAACCUGCCAUACAGUUACAGUAGUCAGAACAGCCUGGUACUGGUACAACAACAGAUAUAUUGACCAGUGGAACAAAAUUGAGAACCCAGAUGUAAAUCCAUCCACCUAUGGUCACCUGAUCUUCUAUAAGGGCCCAGAGUCCAUCAAAUGGGGAAAAGAGUCUUUCUAACAAAUGGUGCUGGCAAAAUUGGAUGUCCAUCUGCAGAAAAAAGAAACAGGACCCAUACCUCACACCAUACACAAAAACUAAUUCAAAAUGGAUCAAAAACCUAGAUAUAAAGCCAAAAACUAUAAAGUUCAUAGAAGAAAAAAUAGGACCAACGCUAGAGGCCCUAAUACAUGGCAUUAACAAGAUACAAACCACAACCAACAACACACAAACUCCAGAAGAUAAACUAGGUAACUGGGAUCUUCUAAAAAUUAAACACUUAUGCUCAUCAAAAGAGUAAAAAGAGAACCUACGGACUGGGAAAAAAAAUUUGGCUAUUACAAAUCAGAUAAAGGUCUAAUCUCUAAAAUCUAUAAGAAAAUCCAACACCUCUACAACAAAAAGACAAUCCAAUUAAAAAAUGGGCAAAGGAAAUGAACAGACACUUCACCAAAGAAGACAUUCAAGUGGCCAAUGGGCACAUGAGGAAAUGCUUGGGAUCACUAGCCUUUAGAGAAAUGCAAAUCAAAACCUCAAUGAGGUAUCAUCUCAUCCCAGCAUUACUGGCACGAAUCAAAAAAAUAGGAAAUAAUAAAUGUCGGAGAGGCUGUGGGGAGAUCGGAACUCUUAUGCACUGCUGGUGGGAAUGCAGAAUGGUACAACCAUUUUGGAAAAGGAAAUGGCACUUCCUUAGAAAACUAGAAAUAGAAAUACCAUAUGAUCCAGCAAACCUACUCCUAGGAAUAUAUCCUAGAGAAGUAAGAGUCAUCACACUAACAGACAUAUGCUCACCCAUUUCCAUUGCAGCAUUGUUCACAAUAGCAAAAAGAUGGAAACAACCUAGGUGCCCAUCAACAGAUGAAUGGAUAAACUGUGGUACAUAUACACAAUGGAGUAUUACACAAAAAUAAAGAAUGAUGAAUCUGUGAAGCAUCUCAUAACAUGGAUGAAUCUGGAGGGCAUUAUGCUGAGUGAAAUCAGUCAAUCACAAAAGGACAAAUAUUAUAUAAGACCACUACUGUAAAAACUCAUGAAAAGGAAGAGGGGGGUAGGGAUGGAAAAACACUAAAUAGAAAAUAGAUAAGUUGUAACUUUGGUGAAGGGUAAGACAGUGCACAAUACCGGGGAAGGCAGCACAACUUGUACAAGGCAAGGUUAUAGAAGCUCCAUAGACAUAUCCAAAUUACCUGAGGGACCAUAUUGCUGGACUGAGAACAGUGGGGACCAUGGUCUUGGGGAACAUCUAGCUAAAUUGGCAUAGCAUAGUUUAUAAAGAAAAUGUUCUACAUUCUACUUUGGUUAGUAGCGUUUGGGGUCUUAAAAGCCUGUGAGCGGCCAUCUAUGAUACCCCACUGGUCUCACCCCUUCGGGAGCACAGAAGAAUGAAGAAAACUAAAGAUACAAGAUGUCAUGGAUUGAAUUAUGUCCCCCCAAAAACGUGUGUAUCAAUUUGGCUGGGCCAUGAUUCCCGGUAUUGUGUAAUUUUACUAUAUGUUGUGAAUCGUGCCUCUCUGAUGUUAAUGAGGGAAAGUGGGUGGCAGUUGUGUUAGUGAGGCAGGACUCAAUCUACAAGAUUGGAUUGUGUCUUGAGGCAAUCUCUUGAUACGUAAAAGAAAGAAGUGAGCAGAGAGACAGGGCAACCUCAUACCGCCAAGAAAGCAGUGCCGGGAGCAGAGCAUGUCCUUUGGACCCUGGUCCCUGCACAGAGAAGCUCUUAGUCUGGUGGAACAUUGAUGAGAAGGCUGACAGAGAGAGCCUUCCCCUGGAGCUGAUGCCCUGAAUUUGGACUUUCAGCCCACUUUACUGUGAGGAAAUAAAUUUCUCUUUCUUAAAGCCAUCCACUUGUGGUAUUUCUGUUAUAGCAGAACUAGAUGAAUAAGACACAAGGGAAAGAUUAGUCCAAAGCACUAAUGGACCACAUCUACCAUGGCCUCCACCACACUGAGUCCAGUACAACUAGAUCGUGCCUGGCUACCACCACUGCCUGUUCUGACAGGGAUCACAAUAGAGGGUCCUGCACAGAGCUGGAGAAAACUGUAGAACAAAACUUUAACUCAAAGAGAAAGACCAGACUUGCUGGCUUGACAGAGACUGGAGAAACCCUGAGAGUAAGGCACCUGGACACCCUUUCAGCUCAGUAAUGUAGUCACUCCUGAGGUUCAUCCUUCAACCAAAGAUUAGACAUGCCCAUAAAACAAAAUGAGACUAAAGGGGCAUACCAGUCCAGGGGAAGGACUAGAAGGCAGGAGGGGACAGGAAUGCUGGUUAAUCGGGAGCCCAAGGUUGAAAAGGAAGAGUGUUGACAUGUCAUGGGGUUGUUAACCAAUAUCAUAGAACAAUGUGUGUGCUGUUUAAUGAGAAACUAGUUUGUUCUGUAAACCUUCAUCUAAAGUACAAUAAAAAAAAAAAAAAGAAAACCAUACACAGCAUCUACU